This is a messenger RNA of Salvia hispanica, 963 nucleotides long. The record is from RefSeq and is a predicted model, not a curated record. Lineage: Eukaryota; Viridiplantae; Streptophyta; Magnoliopsida; Lamiales; Lamiaceae.
AUGUCCCGACCGCUAUUUACCCAUAUAGCGACGACAUUGGCGGACCGGUUCGAGUGCUUCACGCUCCGGAGUGAUUGCACCGGCCGGAUCGGUCUGUCUACUUUGCAGAAAUGCACCUCUGCAAUUAGGCAGCUUGUCUAUGCCGGACCAGCUGAUAUGUUCGACGAAUACCUACAGAUGGGUGAGACGACUAGUCUAAAUGUGCUCCGGCAGUUUUGUAAGGGCAUUCGGCAAGUCUUUGGUCCGGAGUUCCUACGAAAGCCAACCCCUGAUGAGUGCCAGAGACUGCUAGAUAUGCACGGUGCGGUGCACAGUUUCCCAGGGAUGAUGGGCAGCAUUGAUUGCAUGCAUUGGGAGUGGAAAAACUGCCCGGUGGCGUGGAAAGGCCAGUUCACUACCGGUUUCAAGCAGAAACAUCCGUCGAUGAUCCUCGAAGCCGUUGCUGACUACCGUUUGCGGAUCUGGCAUGCAUAUUUUGGUGUUGCAGGUUCGAACAACGACAUCAACGUUCUGCAGUCGUCGCCUAUCUUCAAUGAUGAGUGCCGGGGAGAGACACUUCGGCAACCGGCUGGAGCGAAGAGACAAUAUUUUGCGCGCAAACAAGAGGCCGCUAGGAAAGAUGUUGAGCGAGCUUUUGGUGUGCUCCAAGCGCGAUGGGCCAUUCUACGCUGCCCGGCACGAGUGUGGCACGAAGAUGAUGUCGCGGAUAUCAUGGUAGCGUGUAUCAUAUUGCACAAUAUGAUAAUAGAAGAUGAAGGAUUUGCUGCAGAACGUUGGGCGCCGGAAGAUGGUGCAAGUACAAGUCACGGUGUUGCCUCCGCGCCGAUACAGAUGGGUGUACCACGUAGUAAUGAAUAUCUGAUCCAACGUUUCGCUGAUAUACGCAGGAGCACAGCACAUGACCAACUCCAGGUCGAUUUGAUUGAAGAGAUCUGGGCACGUAGGGGAGGCGGCGUAGCAUGA